UGUCUUGUAUUUUCGCAUUUUGAGUUAAAUAAAGUCUUGUUUUUUUUAAUUACACACUUACAUUAUUUCAAACUGUUGAAAAGAAGAACAAGAACACGACGUCUGUACAUUUUUAAACAGAUAUAUGGAGCUAUUUUCUGUGUUGUAUCUUUACACAACACUGGCUAAUUAAGAUGACGUACACUGCCAGGUUAACAGGCGCGUCUGUGAAGCUGCGCUGUGAUUGGUGGACAGAUUUGCCCUCGCGCGCGCUUUGCUUCUCACGCGCAGCAGCUCAGGUUCUCAGCAGGUUGUCUGAGAGCUGCAGUUCUGCUGGUGCGAGUUCAUUCUGUAGGGACUGCAUUAAAUUAAAAAAAAAAACAGCAACAAUGACUAUCAAAUUAAUCCGUGAUCAUGGACAGCAUUAUAGACCUCGAAUGGCCUGUCUGAAGAAGCUCGAGGCCAUGAUGCUGGCAAUGCAGGACCCCAAAUCCGGUGUAAAAUCAUCUGAGCAGAAAUUGAACAUAACUUCUAUUCCACACGUCAUCGCAGGACAGGACAUUCUUGCAUGGAUUGCCAGUUAUAUGAAGGUGGAUAAUCAAGAGGCUCGGACAAUUGGCACCAUGUUAGUUGCUUUUGGCUUCAUCUACCCACUGCAAGACCACAAAAGACUCAUCCUCAAGCCAGAUGGCAGUCUCUAUCGCUUUCAGACACCGUACUUCUGGCCUGUGCAGAAAUGGAAGGCAGAAGACACUGAUUAUGCAAUUUAUCUGGCGAAGAGAAACAUUCGAAAGAAGGGGACCCUUGAUAAUUAUGAACAGGAGAACUACAACAACCUGCACAAAUGGCUCAACCACAAAUGGGAUUUUAUUGUGAUGCAAGCCAAAGAGCAAUACAGGGCAGGAAAGGAGAGGAAUAAAUCAGACCGGGUUGUGUUUGAUUGUCAGGAAAGGGCCUACUGGAUAGUACACAGGCCUCCACCUGGAACUCACACUGCCAUGGACUACGGCAUGGAUCGUCUCAUCAAUCCUAACACAGAAGAGAAAAAAACCUUUGACUACUAUAGACGAAUUAUCAUCUACACGCAGCAGGUAAUCAUGAGACCAAGGGUCAAAUCUUCAGUGUCCAUGGGAGCCUUUGUGAAAUACAUGACAACAUAUCAGGACCAUGAUCCAUUUCUGAAACCGUGUGUUCCCAGCAACCCCUGGCAGACUGAUGAUGUCACAUACUGGGAUCUGAACAUGAGAAAUGUCGAAAUCCCUACAAAGAUGAGAGUUGAGCGCUGGUCCUUCAGCUUUUAUGAGUUACUCAACGAUGCACGUGGCCGCGCCGACUUCAAACUCUUCCUGAAGAAGGAAUUCAGCGGUGAGAAUUUGGCUUUUUGGGAGGCUGCUGAGGAGAUGAAGUGGGGAACGGCAGCAUCCAUGUCUGAGAAAGCUGAGACCAUUUUUAAGACGUUUUUAGCCCCAGGAGCUCCACGUUGGAUUAACAUUGACGGUCGGACGAUGGGACUGACAGUGAAGGGUUUAGAACAUCCACACCGCUACGUCCUGGAUGCAGCUCAAACACACAUCUUCAUGCUGAUGAAAAAGGACACCUUUUAUCGCUAUCUGAAGUCACCAGUUUACAAGGACAUUCAGAAAAAGGCGAUCUCACCCGCACCACAUAACUUCACUGAUGCUCAACUGGAGCAAAACGCUAGAAACCGUAAGCCCAGCAUCGACCCCAUCAUCCUGUGGCAGCAGGAACAGGAGGAAAAAGCCAAAGCAGCUGCCGCGGCCGGACCCAUCGAUAUUAAAAAACUGAUGGCCAGCAAACUGGACCGCAAGUGAUGGAGUUUAACGGAACUGAUUUUGAUUGACUUUGAUAUGAGGCAUUAGAUAUGAAUCUCAUUAUAUGUUGUGUGCUCAUCUCUAUAUUAGAUCUAACUAGUGAAACUGUGUUUAUGAUAUUUAGAGAAAGUACAGAAUGAUUCGUAAUGACCGCAGUUUUGCUUAGAGUAUUGAUUUCUUUAAAACUGAAAAAUGUUAAUUUUUCCUAUAUAAAUGACAUAGUAGGCAUGUGGUUAUAUUUGGUUAUGUGAUGCAUCAUGACAUUCAGAUUUCUAUCUUUCUCAGAAAAAAAAAAUAUAUAUAUAUAUAUAUAUAUAUAUAUACAAUUUUUAUAAACAUUAUCACUAUACCAUAGAAUGCCCAAAAGUAGUCUGACAGAUUGAUGGCUUAUGCUUUUUUUUUAAAAGGUCGUGAAUAACCUUUUUCGCUAAUAUCCUCUUUUUGAUGUUACAUUUAUGUACAUUGAUUAGUAGUAUUACUCUUAUUAUUACUUACUAUUCAUACACAUGAAAAUCUGCACCAUGUCCCCGUCAGCUGCUUAUCAACUGCAGAAUCAUAGGUACCUUUCCCUAAAAUUUUCAUCACCUUAUUUAUAGUUUUAUUUAUUCUAUUAUCAUUUGAUAUUAUUAUUACUAUAUUAUUUUCAAUGAUUUGACCAAAUAUGAUGCACGCAUGCAAAAUCCUGUUUCAAGAUUCAAUUCAAUUCCGUUUUAUUUAAUGGAAAUAUUUAACAAUUUAUUUAACGUUUUAUUUAGCAAUGAAAUAUUCUCACAGAGCAACUUUACAGAAAUGUUUUGUUGUGCUUGCUGGUGUUGAUGGCAGUGGAGAUGCUCUUGGGCAGCUGCUGAGGAUAUGUUCUUCCAUGGCAAAGACGGCAUGAUUGCGCCUCAGUUUGGCCCCAAACGUGGAGAUUUGAUGGAUUUGGCAGGCCUGGAUCAAGAACUCAGUGCGCUGGGGUCUGCCUGUCACAUGUCUAUCUGAGUGAUCUUCCAUUUCAGCACACUCUCCCAUCUUGUCUUCCUCUUCUGAACUAGUCUCUACCUAUGCUUGCUUUGGGUCUUGUUGUUUUGGGCUUAGUGGAGCUUCCUAGCCCUGCUCAUCCAUUAUCCACCCCCGACUAUUGCCCUGUCCCUCAGCCAUGCCUCUGCUGACUCAGACUUGUUGUGGGCCCCCACUUCCUGCCUGUCGGGAUCUUGAUGAGUUUAGAGUGUCUGUUGAUCAGCAGUCACUGAAAAUGUGUUUUUGGUAAUUGAGACAAUACAUGAGUGUUUAAUGGUGCUAUACCUAGCAAUAAACUGCAGAGUGUAGUUAAUUGUUUUGCUUAUGUGUCCAGUCCUGGCAAAUUUUAGUCAGAGUUCUGACUUUUUAUAAAUUAUGGCACUGAUCCAAAGUUCCCAAAUCUAAGGGACCCUUAGAUUUGGUGACUAUGUGGAAUUUUGUUCUCUCCAUGUCCCUAUGUUUGGGUUUCCUCCAGGUUUUUCCAGUUUCCUUCUAAUUCUCUGGUUUCCUUCCAAAAACCACACAGGGAGGAGGAUUGGCUAAACUAAAUUGCCCUUAGGUGUGAAUGAGUGUGAAUGUGUGUGUGCAUGGUGCCCUGUGAUGGACUGGUAUCCCAUGUAGGGUGUUUUCCCACCUUGUGCCCAGUGUUUCUGAGAAAGUCUAGAGAUCCGCAAUGACCCUAAACAGGAUAAAGGGCCAUAUGCAGAGUCGAAUUACGUGCACAGUGAGGAUUUAAUACCGAAAAUACACACGUGGCAUUUUAUCCGUACUGGAAUUGUGCAGGAGAACAAUCAUCUGUCCUUUUGUGUUGACCCUCUUUUAUUAUCCACAGUGAAGGAUGAUGAGAGUCUUUUAUUCUGUCAGAUAAGUAGUUGAAAUCAGAUCACCCACGUCUAUAUAGACGGAAUGUGUUCUGGAUGUGGGGAAAGUGCUAACUUCAGCAUAUAAGUAGUUUAUAUGUAGUUUAGUGAAGUGAUUGUGGUUGGUCCCUUCUCAUAUUAAUUCUUUCCUAUUUUGAUGUCUUUUUCUUGAAGUUUCGUUCUCGUUACUGCCUGCGUGUGAGAUGUGAGUGAAGUAACGUACUGUAAUCGUGUAGGAAAAUGCAUUAAAUUUGUUGUCUGUCUGCCUGCCUUUUUAUUUUCUACAUCAUUUCUUUAUAUCCCUACACUCUUGUGUAUUUCUGGAAGAGGUGAAGUAGUUGUGAAAUAAGUGAGGUGACAAGAAAAUGAUGUGAGGGGAAAAAAAAAAGAUGAGUUACGCCAAGCACGUCACAGAGAAACUGCUGUUUUAAAAUUGUUUCAAGCGUCUUGGCUGACGGUGUUACACAUCAUCCUGAUGUGUGUUUAAUCUCCCAGCAGCUGUGGCGUUUGUUUACGGCUCUCAGAUCGGCCCGUCCUCCAUUUAUACGGCGGCAUUUCUUUCGUCAUAAUUGAAUAAUUCGUUUUAUUUGUCAUAAUUUAUGGGUUUGUGUUGGCUCGACUGCUUCUCAAAAUUUUCUCGAUGGUAUUCUCGACCUAGUGAGCUAGCAUGAGGAUGAGAGAUGCCAAAGCACUUCUAUAAGUCGCUCUGGAUAAAGGCGUCUGCUAAAUGCUGUAACCGUUAUAAAAAUAAACAAUUUAAACUCAAUGGUAUAUUCCAGAUAUAAAAAUGCAGUAAUCCAUGCACUUAUACAUGGAUUAUACAAUUUGAUUAUACAGUUUGAAGUAUAGGUUGAGGUUUACAUUAAGGCUUUUAUGCGUAAAUUUAUACACACUCGUGAGCACGAGUAGGUUACGAACGUUUUUCCGAAAUUAUGGGAUUUUCAUGAAUACCACAUUUGUUGUGAAAACACUUGUAUGAACGAAUUUUUUACGAAUAAAUCGGUUCUUAUUCAGCUUGA
Molecule: messenger RNA, 4689 nt
Organism: Pangasianodon hypophthalmus (striped catfish)
Lineage: Eukaryota; Metazoa; Chordata; Actinopteri; Siluriformes; Pangasiidae
Gene: rgs9a
Product: regulator of G protein signaling 9a
Exons: 17
Coding region: 174-1811 (545 amino acids)
Biological process (GO): G protein-coupled receptor signaling pathway; regulation of G protein-coupled receptor signaling pathway; intracellular signal transduction
Source: RefSeq, a predicted model, not a curated record